AUGGCGGCCGUGGCUGCGGAGCCAGGAGCUGCUGCUGCAUCAACAACAACAGGGGGGGACGGGCUCGAGUACGCAGCGGAGCCCGGCGAGCAUGCGGCCGGCUUAGAGCCUGACUCUGCGUCGGGCUUCGACCCGAAAAUGGAGCGGUGUCACCAGGCUGAGAGUGUGGAUGCAGUUCAGGAAUGCAGUCAGGUCCGGAUGGAAAUGAGAAGGCCGGACUUGAGACUCGCGGGAAACGCGCUCGAGGAUGGACACAGCGACUCGGACGAGCGCGUGCACACGGAGUGCACGCAUAACGACACCGGGGCCGCAGAGGUGCGCGCGGACGAGUCGUUUCCUCCAAACGCACCGGCUGUGAAUAACGAGGUCAGUCCUGCACGAGCCUGCUCUCCGCCCUGCUCCGGUUCACAUCCUGAACCGUCCUCGCGUUCGUUCCCCGCUCGAGCGGACACCGUGACUGAGCCGGCACACGGUGAUCCCGAACCGGUGCGUCCUGCUGAUCUGGAGCCUGAGACAAUCUCCGAGCCCGAAGCUGCAGACGGUGGUGAUGCUGCUCCCUGCUCCGACUGCGAACCUGCACAGGAUGCUUCCCCUGCACGCCCCCAGUCUCCCGAGCCGCAGUCCGCUUCAUCAGAGGAGACCUCGCCGAGAGACUGCACCAGUGACUCUUCCAACAUCUCGAGUAAAGACUCAACUGUGCAACUUCCAGCAGGGAGCGAUCAGCCUCACUCCCCCCCGGAGCCGGAGGAUGCGAGUUCAGGCGUGUGUGACCCGGCUGUGAGCCCCGAGCCCGAGCACAAAGUGUGUGCAGAAACUGUGGACAGACAGCCCGAGCAGAUCUGCGGGCUCGUGCCUGGUUCCGAGGUUCGGGUCUCACUCGAUCACAUCAUCGACGAUGCACUUGUUGUUUCGUUUCGUUUAGGCGAGAAGAUCUUCUCCGGGGUCCUCAUGGACCUUUCCAAAAGAUUUGGACCCUUUGGAAUUCCGAUAUCUGUGUUUCCCAAGAGAGAGUACAAGGACAAACCAGAAUCUAUGCAGCUUAAGGCGGAGGCAUUCCAGUCAGAGACUGAGAAAGGAGUUGCUCAAGGAACUCCUGACAUCCUUUCAGAGGAACCUGUGCAGGGGUCUUCAGUGGCUCAACCUAGUCCUAACCCUGAGCCCAACCCAUGGACCGUAAAACCCCCGCCUUUGUUUCAGGAGGGGGCUCCUUAUCCGCCUCCGCUGUUCAUCAGGGACACCUACAACCAGUCGUUACCUCAGCCUCCACCUCGCAAGAUCAAACGGCCAAAGCGCAGGCUAUACAGAGAGGAGCCCACCUCUAUUAUGAAUGCCAUCAAGCUUCGACCGAGACAAGUGCUAUGUGAUAAAUGCAAAGGGGCUGUGGUACAAGGGGACAAGCGCGAAACGCGCAGAGGACCUAUAUCAGACUGCCGGAGUGAUGAUGCAAAGCGUCGGCGCAACGAGAGCACAGCUCCGGGUGCUGGGAAGCGAGCUCGCAACGAGGCACGCUCAGAGGACAGGAGCCGCUCGGCCGACGUGUCCAAGCGGCAAGCUGCAGCGAUACGGGUCACUUCUUCAACCCCAUCCUCUCUGGCCCAGAGCCACGUGAAGGGAACAGCUGCAGGGAGUCGAGUGAUUAAAGGAGUGUCCGCUGCAGCACCGGCCUCAGCCACUUCCCGAGUCCAGCUUGGUGCCAAGAAAGUGCUGCAGAGCAAAAACGUUGACCACUCGAAAGCACGUGAAGUGUUGAAGAUGGCCAAAGCACAGAAGCGACAAAGGGAAUCGGUCACCGGCAGCAGUGGUAACACGAAGGCCAUGACGAGGGCCGCGGCUCUUCAGGAGUCACACCAGAAGGUCCACUUCACCCGACGACUGCAGCAGAUUAGUGGAGGAGGACCAGGCAUGUCCAACCCGCUGCCACCCAGGAUGCGCAUCAAGCCUCAAAGGUACCGUAAUGAAGAAAAUGAUUCUUCUUCAUGUAAGCCACCUUGCUUGGAGAAAGUGCCGGGAGGAGGGCGUUUAACGCUGCCUAAACUAGCUUCUCCUCGCUGCACCUCCACACGCUCCACAGGCCAGGCCACUGCCGUUGCAGAGCCCCAGGGCCCAGACAGAGAGCUGGAAUCCCCAUUGAGGCAGGUGCGACCCAAACCCCAACCACUCUCCCAGCCACCUACGGACCACAGCAAACCACAGCCUGAGCCAGAGGAACAGGGGCAGGAGAUGCGCGGUAGCAAGGCUGGCAACCUGGUGGUAUACAUGACCCUGAAACCCAGGCAGCCUGACUCCUCUAGUACCUCCAUGUGCAGCGUCGAUAGUGCAGAUGACUUAAAGUCAUCAAACUCAGAGUGUAGCUCGACCGAGGCCCUUGACUUCCCUCCGUCUGGCGAUUUUCGAUCUGCCUCUGCCCCUGGCACAUCUUCCACUUAUGUCCCUGCCUCUGCCUCUGCUCCCAAGGAUUCAAAAAAGCGCAGUAAAUCCCUCAAAGCUGCAGUUUUUUCCAAAAAUGUCUCAAAGUGUGUUGCUCUGGAUGGCAGGAACAUUUGUGUAGGGGACAUUGUGUGGGCUAAAAUACUUGGCUUCCCUUGGUGGCCUGCCCGCAUCUUAGCUAUCACAGUGAGCCGCAAAGAUAACGGGCUUUUAGUCAGGCAGGAGGCCCGUGUCUCCUGGUUUGGGUCACCUACCACUUCCUUCCUGGCAAUUACUCAACUUGCUCCCUUUCUCGAAAACUUCCAGUCCCGCUUUGACAAGAAGAGAAAGGGCCUGUAUCGUAAAGCCAUCACAGAGGCCGCCAAGGCUGCCAAACAGCUCACUCCUGAGGUUCGCGCCUUGCUAACUCAGUUUGAGACGUGAGUCUGUGUGCCUUUGAAAAGUAGGCAAAGCAGGCAUGGCUUUUGCCCCAUAGCCCUUUUAAAAAAAGAAAGAAUACACUCGUUACCCCUUACCGUACCCAGCCACCUUCCAGAGAGAAGCAUAAAAAAAGUUUCAGGCCAGUCAACAGGACUCGCUUAUUUUCAUGGAAAAAGAAAUUAGGGCGUCUAAGGAGCCGAAUGUCGUUGGAAGUUGACAGAGAUGCUUAAUCAUAAUAAUAAUAAUAAUAAUAAUGAUAAUGAUGAUAGGAAACGGUUGUCAUGUUUCAUGUGAUGAAUUUUUUUCAUGUAUAAUUUAACUUUCUUUAUGCCAUAUGGAAUCUAUCAUUUGAUAUUUUAACAUCAGUAUAUUACUGUAUAAGUGCAUAAUUAAGCCCCUUUUUCCUUCCCAGAUCACUAAUUUGCUUAGUGUCAUAUAGUAAAAGAGUCCGUUGGUGCAAAAAAAAUGGUAUUAUUUUUUAUUAUUAAUGUUAUUAUUCCUAGUCUUUUAAAUAGUAUUUAUUGAAUUGGACUUAGACAGGAUAAAUGGUUUUAUUGCUUAAAGGACAUUUCAGGGAGAUGUGAAUGUUAAUCCAGACCCAGACAGAUUAAAGGCAUCUCUGUUGUUCCUAGUUUAUAGCUUCCUUGUGGGUGUGUUGAAAGGAGGCACUGUGGGCUUUGAUGAAUGCGAUUUAGUGGUCAUGUUGAGUUCGACCCACUCUGCAAAAGACGUCUCUAACUUUAACACUCGCUGUAAAACUGAACGACACAACACCUUAAGGCCCGUGCAUAAGAAAGAAAGACAGUAAAAAUGUGAAAAAGGACCCUGGUGGGUACAAAGUCUCUAACUCAGGUAGAUGAAGAGACUUGCCUGGUGCUGCUCCUCCUUUAUAAUCAGAUUUAAUCAGAUGCUGGAUCCUCAGUCUGAGGAGAAGAGAGGAGUCUCGAUCUGGGUGCGGUUCUUGGCCAGCGGUGGCUUCGCAGGCAGUUUAGCUGAGGUUUUGUCGGAGGUGCGUACAAGCCAAAGCCGCCUCAAGUGCCAGAGAGCGGAGUGAGCAGAGGCCCUGUUUAUCACUUUAACAGAUAAAACCUGAAGCAGACGUGCCAGUCGAAGUGAGCAGCCCUGAUUCCCACCCUCACAGCUGCAUCUGCUCGCUUCACUUCUCCUUCAUCCUCUCACCCACUUCACAGCUCUUCUCUUCUCCAAUGUUCUUCUCCGCUUGACACCAUCUCGCAUCUUCUUUCUCUCCUCCUUCCUUUUCCAUGUGUUCGUCUUCCACUCUCUCUGACAUUUAUAUCGAUAUCUGAAAUAUUUUUUUCAGAUGUUGAUGUCCUUUCGCUCUCGCGUGGCCGUGGUAGUUUCUUUUUGUUCAUCCGUUAUUUAUGGUUGUGCUUCAUCAUGAGCACGCUUUGUUACAAUCGAGCAUUAAAAUUCAUAAAGUUGCAUUAUACCGUUAAGAGAAGACUGUUAUUAAACUGUCUUGCUGAAAACUAGCGCACUGAAGCACAAGACAGCAGUUCCGAUACCUAAAUAUAAUAUGUUUAAUCAUUAUUAAGUUAAAGUUCUUUUCUUUUUCUUUUUUUUUUAUAUUGUUGGCUUGCUAGUUCAACAAUUUUUUCUUUCUUUCUGAUUUUAGUGUUUUGUCUCUUGGAGGAAUGUUUUAAAUAGUGUUUUUUUUGUUGUUGUUGUGCCUGAACUUUAUUUUUCAUAGUGUCAUAGUGUCACCCUUUUUUUUUUUUUUUUUUUUUUUUUUUGGAUCACAGGGCUGAACAUGUGAGAUACACAAUAGUGUAUAUAGAUAUAAAUACAUAUACAGUAUUCAACAUGUAUUUUACCUGAAGAAUGGGGUGAUGAUACGGCAUCCUGAGAACAUUUCAUACCUGAGAACAAAGGGUUUAAAUUUGUAUGAAGCAAGUUUUGUUAAAGAGGAAAUGUGUAAUUUCUCUGUAUCUCUGUUUGUCCUACACUUACACUAGCAUUCUGAACUGUAUUUUUCUCCACCUGAGAAGGGAUUUACUGUAGGAGAGCCUGGUCUUCACAAGUACGCAAGUAGACAGAGAUCGGGAGCUUGAUCGCAAAAAAAAAAAAGAGGAAACACUUUGCUUGGUAGACCACACUGACUGACUGACUGACUGACGUUUAUUUGUCGAAAUCAGAGCAAAAUGGUAUUUAUUUUCGGUGGUUGGCUUUGUUUCAUUUCGAUCUCUUUAUUUUUUACAUUUAUUAUUUCUAUCUGUUUGCAGGUCAGAGAAUGCUGUAAAACAAUUGAAAAAAAAUUACAGUGGAAGAUAUUGUGUACAUGUUUUCUGAUGUUUUAAGAGUAUAUAAAUAAAAUGUGAACUUCAAGAAUUUUACC
Molecule: messenger RNA, 5203 nt
Organism: Clarias gariepinus (North African catfish)
Lineage: Eukaryota; Metazoa; Chordata; Actinopteri; Siluriformes; Clariidae
Gene: pwwp2a
Product: PWWP domain containing 2A
Exons: 2
Coding region: 1-2850 (949 amino acids)
Cellular component (GO): nucleus
Molecular function (GO): histone binding; chromatin binding
Source: RefSeq, a predicted model, not a curated record